UCGCCGCCCUCGUCGUCUCCUCGGCAGCCGCCUCCGCAGACGCCUCGGCCGCCGACUCCACCACUCAGCCGCGCUCCUAGGAUCUCCACCACCCACUGCUCGCCCUGUUCGCCGACCUACCGUCUCCCUCCUCGUCGCCGACCGACCCACUAACCUGUGCUCCCACGUUAGCAAGUUUUUUAGUUUAUCCCAAUAAUUUCACCAGAAGUGAGGAAGAGUUGUGGUUAUUAUUGAGUUGUGGGCGCUCAAAGAUUGGAUCUUUAGGGCUGCCGGAGCUGUCCAUGUGGCUCAAUCGGUGAGCCCGGCUGGGGAUUUUUGGGUUUCGUGACCUAUUUGGUUGGUUGAUGAUGGAGCAGCAGAAGAAGAUGCAACAGCAGCAGCAGCAGCCAGAGGCAGCACCAGUGCCUGAAGCUGCUGAGGUGAAGGCGCUGCCACCGCAGCAGCCGCAGCUGAAACCGGCGGCCCCAGUGCAGCCUGUGGCGCAUACGCCGCGGCCAUGGCCAGUGGCCUUCACGCCUCUCAAGCCAGUGACUGAAAUGAAGAGUGCUCCUCCAACAAAGAAAAAGAAGCAUUGUAAUUGCAAAAAUUCACAAUGUCUAAAGCUGUAUUGUGAGUGUUUUGCAGCAGGCCUUUAUUGUGAUGGCUGCCAUUGUAAACAAUGUGGAAACAAAGUUGAGAAUGAAAGUGCUAGGCAGGAGGCCAUUAACAGUACAAAGCAACGGAAUCCGAAAGCCUUUCAGCCUAAAAUUGAAAAUUGUUCAACUGCCCUUAACCUUCCUAAGGAUGAUGCUGGAGCACCAGCUUCACUUCCAAAGCAUAAUAAAGGUUGUCAUUGUAAGAAGUCAGGAUGUCUCAAGAAGUACUGUGAAUGCUUUCAAGCAAAUAUCCUUUGCUCCAAGAAUUGCAAAUGCAUGGAUUGCAAGAAUUUUGAAGGAAGUGAGGAGCUACGGCUUAUAACUCAAGGGGAUAAUUCGUCAGAUCGAAAUAACAUUCAACACGCAGCCAAUGUUGCAUUGAAUGGUGCAAUUGGAUCCUCUGGGUAUAGAUAUUCUCCAGUGCGAAGGAAAAGGCCUCCAGAAGAUCCUCUUUGUCAGAAACUAAAUGGUGAAGGAAGUAUGAUGCAACCACAGUUUCAAGAGGCUAACCAUGUGGAUUCUUCAGAAAUUACUUCUUCAACUGGACUCGAAGGGUGUUAUAGUAACUACCAGAGUAGAUCUAAAAUUGUCUAUAGGUCUCCGUUGGCAAACACUAUCAGCCCUACGGAUGCUACUGGUCUAGCCAAACAUUUGGUGAUUGUAUGCAGAAAGGCAACAGAGGCAUUCCUGACGACAGAUGAAAACAAAGUGGAUAUGAAAGUAGAAAGGGAAAUUCACACAAAUUCUGAUAGCACAACCAAUAUGGAUCAGCAAAAUGAAGGUGAUUUUGGAUCUUGCUGUAACAACCUAGAGGAUUCUAGGCCGGCCUCUCCAGGAACACAAGCAUUGAUGUGUGAUGAGCAGGGUAGUACAUUUGGAACAGACUAUAGAAGUUCAUUUCCAGUGGCAUUGCAUGAUCAAUAUACUUCAGAACUAAAUGCUCUGCAAGAAAAAGCAGUGUUGACAGGGUUCCGAGACUACCUCCGGACACUCAUCACACGUGGCAAAAUAAAUGCAGAAACCAACUGGUCAUCAGAGGCAGCAAUGCAGUUGGAUACCCGGAGGCAUGACGGAUCAGCCACAAUUCUACCCCCACUUAAGGCUGUCGAAGAAAACGAAGUUCCUGAUGGCCCUGAAAGCCCUAACGCAAGUCCAUCGGCAUCAAAUUACGCUGAUCAAAAGACCCAAGAAGAGUGACACAGCUGACGUAGAAUUUAGCAUGUUUUAUGUCAGAAGGCUGCACCACACGGCACACGCAAAACUGUGUAUAUAUGGAUAGCGUAGUCCUUGUUGCCGUUUCAGGCAACCGGCAUUGUAGCAUCAGUCAUUCAUGAGGUGUAAAGCAGGCAACAAUUUUCCUUCUGAUUGUGUAAUUAAUUUAAUACGAGAUUUCUUUAUUUAUAUGAUUUAUCUAACCUGUU
Messenger RNA from Oryza brachyantha (malo sina), 2056 nucleotides. RefSeq names its product protein tesmin/TSO1-like CXC 7. The coding region runs from base 345 to 1832 and encodes 495 amino acids. The record is from RefSeq and is a predicted model, not a curated record. Gene Ontology annotation, cellular component: nucleus. The transcript is spliced from 10 exons. Gene Ontology annotation, biological process: regulation of DNA-templated transcription. NCBI's taxonomy places the organism in Eukaryota, Viridiplantae, Streptophyta, Magnoliopsida, Poales, Poaceae.